Molecule: messenger RNA, 5204 nt
Organism: Anarrhichthys ocellatus (wolf-eel)
Lineage: Eukaryota; Metazoa; Chordata; Actinopteri; Perciformes; Anarhichadidae
Gene: washc2c
Product: WASH complex subunit 2C
Exons: 31
Coding region: 126-4445 (1439 amino acids)
Biological process (GO): retrograde transport, endosome to Golgi; protein localization to endosome
Cellular component (GO): early endosome; WASH complex
Molecular function (GO): retromer complex binding; phosphatidylinositol phosphate binding
Source: RefSeq, a predicted model, not a curated record
UGGCCGACCUGUCAGAAGACCAAUGAGGGAAAGAGGCCACAUUUAGCAUAAUCGAUCUCGUUUUUUUACGUCGUUUUUGACCACAGUUGACCCUCGUGGACAGCAGUGGACCGGAGUUAUUCAAGAUGAGCGGGUUGCCAGAGGGAUUAGCAAAUGGCCCAAGCAGGAGUGAUCACCUGGGGACAGAUGCUCAAGUUUGGGAGAGACCCUGGACUCUUGAAGAGAUGCGGCAGAGCAGUGCCAACUGGUCCUUGGCAGCUGACUCAGGACUCUUCCUGUUCCUCCAAGACUUCUCCCAGAGAAUGCUGUCGAAGACGCAUGAUAUUGAAAAGCAGUUGGACAGUCUGAUCCGUGACACCAAGGCCACAGAUAGCUGCUUGAACUCUGUCUUUAACGACUUCCUCAUGCUUUCCAAUACACAGUUUAUAGAAAAUAGAGUGUAUGAUGAAGAGGUAGAAGAGACUAUUCCCAAGGCUGAUGCUUUGGACAAGCAGCCUGAGCAGGAGAAAACUCGAGAGCAGAAAGAGGCAGCGCUGAUCCCUAAGAUGCAGGAAGCAGUGAACCAUGGCCUGAGAGUGCUGGAGUCAGCCUUUGAGCAUCUGGACAUCAAAGCGGGGAACUCUGAUUCAGAGGAUGAGGAGGUCACAGACAGAGUGGAGGCCAUCCUGGAGCCCAAGGAUCUUUAUGUGGACAGACCACUUCCAUAUCUGAUCGGUUCCCAGGCCUUCAUGGAACAAGAGGACGUUGGACUUGGUGACCUCUCCAGUGAUGAAAUGUCCGUUGACAGUGACAGAGACAGUGUGAUUGAGAGCGAAGAUGGCAAAGAAGCCGUUCAUUCAGAUGAUGACUUUAAUCAGGAGGAGGACGAAGGUCACAAUAAUAUUAGGAAGAAGUCAUCCAUGUUGAGUUAUGAGGAAGGUGAUGAAGAGGAGGAGGAUGAGGAUUCGGACAUAUUUGGAGAAUCGGACAGGGAUGAUGAUGACGAUGACGACGACGACGACAGCACAAAGAACACUGGCCCAUCGUCUUUUGCUGAUGAGCUGGCCGCCCGAAUCAAAGGCGAACCAGUUCACAAACUAGAAGGAGAUCGCGCAUCAUUGUCAUCUAAGAAGAAAAGUAAAAGCAGGAAAGAACCAAAACCUUCAAAGCCACAGGCAGCCGAAGAGGACAGUGAUGACAUGUUUAAGCCACCGAAGAUGGACGAUGAUGACUUCUCCCCAUUUGGGGGGAAAAGCGGCCUCUUCAGUGGAGGGAAAGGCCUGUUUGACGAUGAUGAGGGGGAUCUUUUCUCCGAGGCUCCAAAGCCUCCUGUGUCCGAGGACAAAAGGGUGCUGAAUGAAAGCAUGAAAAGCACAUCUCGAACUGCAGAAUCGGACAAAUCUGCAAAGAAGAUUCCCGCAGGUGCCGUUUCAAUAUUCCCAGAUAACAGCCUGUUCAGUCCAAGGAUUGGCUCUGAUUCAGUGGAGAGCAAGGAGAAUGGCACUCCGGUUCCUAAGACCAAUGCUGCCUCCAAGCAGGUUCCUGCGGGAGCUGGUUUUGGUGAAGGAGGAGGUGGGCUGUUUGAUGAAGAGGAUGAGGAUGAUGACUUCUUCAGUGGUAAAAGCCUGACGAAGUCUGACUCUGCUGGACACAAGAAGCCCAAGAAAGCUGUUGACCUUUUCGAUGAAGACGAUGGCGAUGGUGACAUAUUCAGUGAGAAGUACAGUGCUCCAGCUCCAGCGCAGAGCAAGAAGGAGGUAGUGGAAGAGCAGGUUAAACCACCUGCGAAAAAGAUGCCAGCAGGGGCCAUCUCUAUGUUUGGACCCGGGACUCAAAGCUUGCUCAAUGAGGGCCUGAAGAAGCGUCGGCCGUCUACCAGCGAAGAGUCUGAAAAAUCUCUGGAGAAUGGGCCGGCUCCAGAUGCUGCUAAGGCUGCUGUCAAGCAGACUCCGAAACCCCAGACGAGAGGCCUCUUCUCUGAUGAUGAAGACACACAGGGAUCUCCAGCUAUCACUAAGAGCCAGUCUAAGCCUGAGCUUACAAGCCAGGGCAAAACCAGCAAGGCCCCUUUGUCAUUGUUUGAUGAUGAGGAAGAAGAGGACCUGUUUGCAUCUGCAGCUAAGUCUAAAGCAAAACCUAGUCAAGCUAAAGCCUCCACACCGCAGCUCAGUGGAGCUGUGUCCAGCUCCCUCUUCAGUGAUGAUGAGGACCAGUGGGUGAGUUCUAUAAGUAGCGCGGGGAAGCCAGAGGUAACGACAGGAGGGAUGAAGCCCAGUACCAGUGCCCCCUCCAGUCUCACCAGUGCCAAAAUGUCUCACAAAAGCAGCCUCUUUGAUAAUGACGAUGAUGACCUGUUUACUCCAACGACAGAGUCGAGUCAGAAGAAACCUCAGAGAGUCGCUCUCUUGUUUGAAGAUGAGGGUGAUGAAGAUAAAGGAUCCCUCUCUGGCAUCAAGCCUGCUGUCAACACAAACACCGCAGCCUCGGCUGCUAAAACACCGGCUGUGGCCUCUCGGUCGUCCUCCAUGUUGGAGGAAUCGGAGGAGGUUGUAGUUUCUAGGACACAGGACAAGCCUUCAGAGCAGGAGAAGUCUGCACCGGAGACCCCUGAGAUCCCAUCAGCGCCCUCGCCAGAGAUCAGCAAGAGUAAAAAGAAGCCUGCCGGAGCAGUCAGUCUUUUUGGAGGCAUCAACGUUCUCGCCAACAUGCAGACGAAGAGCCCGUUGGAUGGAGUUGACAACGAUGACAGCCUCCUCUCUAAGGACAGCCCACCGCCCAAUGGCAAGACGGAAGAGAAAGUCAAAACAAACGCCGUUAGUCUGUUCGAUGAUGAAGAGGAAGAUGAAUCGGAUUGGAAUGAUCCGAUAUUCACACCCAGUAAACCCACAGCAAGCAGCACACUAAAGCCUACGGAGGAGCGACCACAGGCGACAAGCACAGGUGUGUUCCAGGACGAGGAGCUGCUGUUCAGUCAGACGCAGCAGAAGGACAAUGACCCAGAUGUCGAUCUGUUUGCCUCUUCAGGGAAAGCUGCUAGCUCCAAAGUCAGCUCAGUGAAGCCGGCAACACAAAGUCUGUUUGCAGAAGAGGAUGAGGACGACCUCUUCAGCUCCAUCAAGUCCAAAGCUCCUCCUCCGAAAGUAGCAGAGAAGCCCAGUAAACCUAAUGACAGAGCGCCACUAGCAAGUCCAGAAUCUGUAUCCGAGACUCAGAAACCUGCACCAAGCCCUGUAAAACCUAAAGAUUCCUCAUCAAGGAUUGGGAAACUUCAAGCCAAUCUGAUGAUCAACCCCGCUGCGCUGCUCCCUGGUGCUAUCCCCAGUGCACUCCCUGGCAUGGCUCCUAGCUCCUCCUCUGGGGGGUCCAGCCUGAGCCCCAGCCCUGCUACAACUCCUAUAGGAGCCCAGCCGGACCUUCAGGGAGCUCCAGUGAACUUCGACACCCCACUUCAGGUUACAACACUGCAGAGCGCGCACAAGAGUCGUGCCAAAGGUUCUGUACAAAGGAGACCCCAGUCCAGAACAGCGAGGCAGCAAGCAGCCCAAAGUUCUUCAAAUGUUAAAGACGUUCCUGGGACCAAUCCGAGUCUGUCUGGUUUAGCCCCGCCUCCACCAGAAAAGUCCAGCCAGACGCGUGCCAGUCCGAUCUUACCUAACUCGGCUGAACCCGCUGCCCUGCCUGCCUCCUCACCUUCUCAAUCAUCUCUCUCUGAAGUCUCCCCUAGACCGCCGGUACUGAAACUGCCAGUAUCCAAAAACACUGGAAAGAGAGACGCCAGUAAAGACAGCAGCAGUACCAAGGUGCUUCCGUCUGAUCAUGAGGAGGACCUUUUUGGCUCUGACGGUCUGUUCGGGGCCUCCUCAGUCACUAACGCACCCUCCACCAGACAGACUACCAAGACUACACAACCUCAGGCCAGUAGUGGGGCGGGAUUGAAGAAUGACAAAGAUAAAAGCACUCUCCCAUCCAUUUUUGAUGCCAACACGGGCGACCUUUUCCAAAAAGUCAAACCACGGUCAACAACAAAAAAAGCCACGGCCUUUUUGGAGGAAGAUGAUGACGAUGAGGACAUCUUUGGACUGAGCAACAGCUCCACAAGAACAGAACCCAAGAACAGCAGUAGUGCCUCAAAGCAGGACAUCUUCCAGGAUGAAGUUUCCACCGUGCCUAAAGUCCACAAGAAGCACAAGGAGAAGACCCUCGAUGCCAGCUUGUUCGAUGACAACAUAGACAUUUUUGCUGACCUGACGGACACUUUAAAACCAAAACAGAAGUCCAAGACGAAGGGAGAGACCAAGUCAAUAUUUGAUGACGACAUGGAUGACAUCUUUUCACCAAGCACAGUAAAACCAGUCACGAAGGCCCCCCAGAAAUCAAAGAAAGCACCACUCUCUCAGGAGACCAGCACAGCGGCGGAUUCAAGCAACAUAUUUGACGAUCCACUUAAUGCUCUCGGUGGGAACUGAACUUGUUGUUUCUGAGUAGCAAGAUUUGUACAACUGCGGAUUCAUCUUUUUGUCAUUUGGAUCGCUGAAAGAUUGGAGAUCGGAUACACUGUUGAUAGAGUAUUUAUUCAUCUGAAAUCUUAUAAAUACUGGGGCUUAUUUUUGGCAGAUAAAGAUUUUCGAAUGAAAACUAUUCCAAGCAUCUUCUGGCAGCACUUCCAAAAUCAUCUCGGUAUCAGAUCAUAUUAUGUAACAGUUAUUACGUACUGUUAAUCUUUAUUAUACAUAUUAGCACUUUAUAAGCAUCUCAUAUGCUUCGCCUCAAAGCCUGCAGAAAUUAACAGCAACUUGUUUUGUUUGUUUUGAAGAUGUUUAUCCUUUUGCUUUUCCAUGUUGAGAUUCCAUGUCUUUUGAUUUGUGCCAUAUCAUGGUUAUGAGAAAUCAAUUUGUUUACUUACUGUCUUCGGCAUUUUGACAAUGAUUUUAUUAAUAAGAAAUUCACCAAUUUCUUAACUUUGGCUGUGAUGAGAAAGGAAAUUCAUUUUUAAUAACUAAAAAGAAACAUAUUUUAUGCUAUCUGAAAUGAGUGUGAUUAUUCACUUGUCCUGAUGUCUUAGAUCAUCUGAUGAUUAGUGUCUGAUGUGAGCAGGGAGCCCAUCCUGGAGAAAGGAAACAUUAGAUCUGUAAUUAUUACACUAUUUCUGUUUAGUUUUUGGAUGAUUGAGGUUUUGUUAUUUUGCCUAUAGGCCAGUAUUAAUAAAGAAAAAAUGAACAAUUUAA